ACAUUGGCUGGCUUGUCGGUAACAACGCCUACGAUAAGAUACAAUGUUUCAUGUUAUGUCAACGUUCUGUUAUUGCCACGUGAGGAAUUAUCGAAUUGUCUGCCGUGGUGAUAGAAAUUAACCUUAUGCCAUGUUCAUUCAGGGACAAAUGCAUCAAUGCGCAACUUUCUUUUUUGUCAGGCAAAUUAUUAGACAGCUAGUUCUAGCUGCCAGUUGUGUGUAUGCGCGCGUCAUGCAUCGGUGAAUGCAGAGUGAAUGAAACAUGCGGUGGUUAAUGUUUACUCUCCGCUCAUGGCCGAGUUCUCUCUUGAAACAAGGCUUCAAGCCGCCUCUACAGCCCGUACUUCACGCUAAAAUGGCUAUGGACUCUCACUGGCUGUCCCCAUCGGAGCGCGAGCAGCUACUGUUGGAACUGAAGGCCACAGGCUGGGUGGAGCUGGAGGAGAGAGACGCCAUCUACAAAGAACUCACAUUCAAAACCUUCAACCAGGCAUUCGGAUUCAUGUCAAGAGUGGCCCUGCAGUCAGAAAGGAUGAACCAUCACCCUGAGUGGUUCAAUGUUUAUAACAAGGUUCAGAUCACUCUGACUACACACGAGUGCGGAGGCCUCUCCAAGAGGGACAUCAAACUGGCCAAGUUCAUCGACAAAGUCGCCCUAACCAUGUAGAGAGAGAGUGCAGCAGCCCAUGUUGCAGGGUGGGCCAUUGUGGACAUUCCAGAAUACUUCUGCUUUCUCACUGAGGAAAAAAAUGUUACUUUUUACACAACAAAAAUGCACAAAAAGUCUGUUUUAUGUAAUAAAACGAUUUAAAUU
Engraulis encrasicolus (European anchovy) is the source of this 814-nucleotide messenger RNA. RefSeq names its product pterin-4-alpha-carbinolamine dehydratase 2-like. Gene Ontology annotation, molecular function: 4-alpha-hydroxytetrahydrobiopterin dehydratase activity. Lineage: Eukaryota; Metazoa; Chordata; Actinopteri; Clupeiformes; Engraulidae. The transcript has 4 exons. Gene Ontology annotation, biological process: tetrahydrobiopterin biosynthetic process. The record is from RefSeq and is a predicted model, not a curated record. The coding region runs from base 263 to 667 and encodes 134 amino acids.